CUAUUUUAUAAGUACACUUGCCUUUCACAAUGAGAAAGAAGAUACUUUAGUGUCAAGGUUUGUGCUAAGAAUUUUAGAACUAUCGUCAAGUUUCUUUUUGGCUAAACUUUGUAUUAUUUAAUAUGAUUAUAAUGAGUAUCUUUUAAUAAUAUAUGUAGAUCAUUAAUAAUUAUUAAUGACUAGUUUAUUCUGACCUUCACACCUGGAUUAAUUUCUCAAUACUUUGACUUAUCUCAUAAAGCUGGGAAAAUAUUUUGAUGAAUAUUCAACGUAUCAAAAAAUUUGAAAAAUAAGGUGGUAAGUAUCGAAUUUCUUUAUUUCUUCCUCUAUAUGUAUAACACUAUCGUGCUUCACAAAAGGUGACGUAAUUCUUGCCAAAUACAUCAUAUAUUUCAGUCAUACAUUAGGUGCUUUCUUUGAACAUAUACAAGGCAUCCUAAAGAAUAUUUGAUUCAGUUUGCUGUAAGGGGUAAGAGGGCUAGCAGCAUAAUUUGAUAUCAUGUCGAAUUAAAUAAGGGCUAUGAUAUAAAAAAAAACUUUUGCUUAAACAAUCUUAAAUACCUUUUUCCCAAGUUUCCUUUUUCCUUUAGGAAAAUGAUACAGCUUUACUGAAGGAAACAGGCAAAGUAUCAAAUCAUUGGAUUGCGGACACAAAAUCAAACACAUUCAUCAAGCAGCACAUAUCAUCAGCAAAGGUGUCAGAUCAUGAUUUAUUUAAAACAAACAUAAGUCUGAAAUUUCAGAAACAGGAUAUGACUAUGAAAAAAAGAUUAACAUUGAUACGCGAAAAAUGUUUAUAUUAUAUUAAUGACAGUUAUUGGCAGAAAUUUCGGCAAAGUGGAUUCGUUCUUGCCUACGAAAGAAAACAUAUAUAUUUUUGCAUGGUACCAAAAGCCGGGGGUACAUUCUGGAAACGUAUCAUGAUUUAUAUAGGGAAAGACUACCCUGAAAACAUGACGAUCAAGCAACCCUUUGACAUCGAUAGACACUAUGUUCAUGAAAGUAAAUUUAACAAUCUUCAAACAUGGAGUGUGCAAAACCCUAUUACGAGGAUGUUGAUGUCAAAAGGAAAAUCGUUUAUGUUUGCGCGAGAUCCAUUUUCAAGAUUAUGGUCAGCGUAUGUUGACAAGUUUCUUCUUCCAGAUUUUUGGAAAGCAGACGCUAUGCAUGUUCUGCGGAGACUAAGACCAAAUGCGACAAGCUAUGGAAAAAAUUGUGUCAAUGAUAUAACAUUUUGUGAAUUUCUUAAAUAUAUUAGUUUGACACAUGUCAGAAAGAUGAAUAACCACUGGGAAAGAUUGCAUCGUGUGUGUAGCCCAUGUCAUGAACAAUUUGAUGUUAUCGGUAAAAUAGAGUCAUUUGCCUCGGAUGUCGACUAUAUAUUGACAAAGUUUAAUUUAGAUUCCCUAAAACGAAAUAUAUCGGAAACUAAUAUGGUUCAGGUUGAAAUAAUAACACUAAUUAAAUACAAUUUCGAUUUAGAAAGAAAAAUUGGACAACGAUGUUUCGACAAAAUUGAUGUUGCUAUGAGACUGUGGUUAGCUUUUCAAUUCAAUGGUUAUAUUGACAGAAAAAACGUUUUUCCGAAAACAUAUUUGUUAAAGACAAGAUUUUAUGAUUACCCAACAAAGAUUUUUCAAGAACUUGUCUUGAGAACAAUAGAAUACCAAAAUACAUUGGGAAUUGAUAUAUCUGGACAAAAACGAACAAUGAUGCAAGAGGCAUAUAGGAAUAUACCAAAAAGUUUACUUAAAGACAUAAUUUCUGUUUAUGAAUAUGAUUUUGAAUUAUUUGGGUAUAAAAACACUUUGUCUGACGAUUAAAAAUAUGUUUUUUUAUGAAGAUGUAUCUCCUAUAAACACUUAAACUAAUUAUAAAUAUCAAUUCUGUAUAGUAAAAUUAAGAAAGUGGCAUGCAAGUAUUCAUGAUUUCAAAAUUUUGUUCGUUAAAUUGAUCAACUUUUGAUCUUUUUUGAGUUUGUAUUGUAAAAUAAAAUGAAAAAGAAAUGUUUUUUUAUCUAUAAAACAUUUAAACCAUUUAAAUCAAAAACAAAAUUUUGUUAUUCAGUUUCGUUACAAUCUGUCAAGUUGAAAUCUUCAUUUCUUUUUCUAUUUUUCUAGUUAAAGCAAGCAUCUUAUUCAGCUAAUGUAAACA
Molecule: messenger RNA, 2154 nt
Organism: Ruditapes philippinarum (Manila clam)
Lineage: Eukaryota; Metazoa; Mollusca; Bivalvia; Venerida; Veneridae
Product: carbohydrate sulfotransferase 9-like
Exons: 1
Coding region: 753-1823 (356 amino acids)
Biological process (GO): carbohydrate biosynthetic process
Cellular component (GO): membrane
Molecular function (GO): sulfotransferase activity
Source: RefSeq, a predicted model, not a curated record